AUGAACUUCUUGCUUCUCAAUUUGGCUGUGGCGGACAUGAUGGUUGCUCUCUUUAUCACGCCACGUUUUAUUCUGAGUCACUUUUUUACGCACCCUGAUGGAAAGACCGGUACUUUAUUCUGUAAGCUGCUGACAGGUGGGAAUUUUACUUGGACGGGCGGGGCUGCUUCUGUGUUCACCUUAGUUGCCAUCGCUUUUGAAAGAUACUAUGCAGUGAUGUAUCCGUAUGGCAAUAAAGGAAAGUUGACCUACAACAAGUUGAUGGUGAGCGAAACUGAAUGUGUAUGAAUGAGAGCACAUGUCAUGAGUUAACCUAAACUGCUGGAAAAAUUUGGCUAUCUCUUAGUCUCCUGCGAUGAAAAGGGGAUAAGAAUUCCUCUUCCCCCAGCAGCUUCUGGAACACUGAGGAAGAAGACCCUCACGCCGUUUCACCCCAGGUGGCUCGAUAACUGCAGUUUAAUGAUCUCACGCAAUAGUGAUUACGUCAUAGCUUCACCACCAUUCACAUGCAUGCAACUUUUGGUAAUUUUUCCCCGCUUGUACUUGCCUAUUACCAUUUUUUUUAAACUAGCCAUUUUCCGCACAAAACUGUCAUCAAAUCUACCAAAUUCAGCAAGAAACAGGUUUUCUAAUGAAACACGGGUGAGGAUUUUCCUGAAAGCGACAAAAUUUUCUCCGUCAGUACGUUUACCGCUGUUAGCCUCCAGCCGCGCACCGAUUUUCUUUGACGAUCCAUCAGUGAGGAAUCAUAUCACUGAACAAGAGAUGAUAAGACUCGCAAAUGAAUUUAAACCCAUUUUGGGCUCUCACUUUUUUCCCGCUUGUUUUUUUGUUCGUCCGUCCUGACUACUUAAACUGACCAAUUGAUGACUAACAUCAUCUCUAACUUAUAUGUCAGAUCAUUAUUCCUACGUCAUGGACUUCAGCAGCAAUUCUCAACGUCCCACUGUUUUUGACAAUUUACUUCGAUAAAGAAGUCAAUUUCUGCAUGGAAUAUUGGCCCAAUGAAUGGCUACCCAAGGCCUACAGUUCCACUUGGUUCUUUGUGGCUGGUAUCAUUCCUGUGACACUGAUGACUGCUUUGUAUUCCAGAGUGGUGUAUUCUUUGUGGUUUAAGCAGCAUCAGAAUAAUUCCGAAAACACCAAUCAGGUAGUUUUUGUUAAUGACUGAUAUUAGGUCAUGCACUUACUGAAGAUCGUUUCACUUUCGACGUAUUAUAGUGUAUAAUUGCUGCUUGAUUAUCCAUCGUUUGAAGGAAAAAGCCCAUGAGAACCAAACCAUAGCUAUGACACCUCAAAAAUCUCACGAUAAUGAAAUAACUCAUGGAUUUCAGUGACACAACUCUCAGGUAUUAAAAGUAAUUCUGAGUUGUGUUUUUGGUCGUCAUAAUGUGCAUAUGUAAAAAUAGUGUUGAUCUGAAUCUCUUAGGCAGAGAGAGGAAGAGAAGCUCCUAAAGUGGUUUUAAUGUUCUUUUUAGGGUGUUAUGAAAGUGCGCAAAAGAGUAACCAAGAUGGUUUUGGCAGUUAGUGUUAUCUACGGAUUGUGUUGGAUGCCAGGUUUGACGAUAUAUGCGCUGAAUUACUUCAGUCCUUCUCAAAAUUACGGAGACGUCACUUACAUCACUACCAUUGUUCUUGUCACAUGCAAUUCGACAGUCAAUCCCUUUAUUUAUGUCUUUGUAAACCAGAAGUUCCGAAAGAAGAUUAAGACUCUGCUGGGCUGUGAAAUUACUUGCGGUAACAGGAUUGAACCCACCGUUAACUCAAGUCAAACUACCAAUGAUCAAACAAAUACCGUCACCAAACCAACUUUGGCAGAAGAAACUUGCGCCGGAGACAAUAACUGCGAAUUUAAAGUUUAA
Molecule: messenger RNA, 1862 nt
Organism: Porites lobata
Lineage: Eukaryota; Metazoa; Cnidaria; Anthozoa; Scleractinia; Poritidae
Source: the annotation of a GenBank genome assembly